Messenger RNA from Solanum verrucosum, 2495 nucleotides. Its product is annotated as putative pentatricopeptide repeat-containing protein At5g52630. Gene Ontology annotation, biological process: RNA modification. Lineage: Eukaryota; Viridiplantae; Streptophyta; Magnoliopsida; Solanales; Solanaceae. The record is from RefSeq and is a predicted model, not a curated record. Bases 47 to 2440 code for a protein of 797 amino acids. Gene Ontology annotation, molecular function: zinc ion binding; protein binding; RNA binding. The transcript has a single exon.
AAUUUUCCUAAUGAAAAUUUUAUGUUCAUACUAGCAGUAUCACCAUAUGUCUGUGCAACUUCAUCGCACGAUUCAAACCUUUGCAAGUUCUAUCAUACGAAAGCCAAAAUGUUCUUUACUUGACAAAAAUAAAAAAUUGAAUGAGUUGUCAAAACUGGGUCAAACUGAUGAAGCACGAAAGAUGUUUGAUAAAAUGCCUGAGAAAGACGAGUUUACAUGGACUACAAUGGUUGCGGCAUAUGCCAAUGGAGGGAGGCUUGUUGAAGCAAGGCAAGUGUUCGAGGAGAUCCCAAUUAAGAGUUCAAUUACUUGGUCUUCUCUUAUUUGUGGAUACUGUAAGCAUGGUUUUGAAAUUGAAGGAUUUGAAUUUUUUUGGCAAAUGCAAAGUGAGGGACAUAGGCCUAGUCAGUUUACAUUGGGAAGUAUUUUGAGAAUGUGCGCGAUAAAAGGUUUGCUUUCGAGAGGUGAACAGAUACAUGGAUAUGCUAUUAAGACUUGUUUUGAUAUGAAUGUUUUUGUAAUGACUGGACUUAUUGAUAUGUAUGCGAAGUCUAAGCGUGUCUUGGAGGCUGAGUGUAUUUUCCAAAUUAUGUCUCAUGGGAAAAAUCACGUUACUUGGACUGCUAUGAUUAAUGGGUAUUCUCAAAAUGGUGAUGCAUUAAGAGCAAUUCAGUGUUUUAGCAGCAUGCGUGCAGAAGGGAUUGAGGCGAACCAGUAUACAUUUCCAGGUGUUUUGAGUUCAUGUGCUGCACUCACUGAUAUUAGAUUUGGGGUGCAGGUACAUGGUUGUAUUGUUAAUGGUGGUUUUGAGGCCAACGUGUUUGUUCAAAGCUCGUUAAUCGACAUGUAUUGUAAAUGUGAAGAUUUGCACAGUGCUAAGAAGGCAUUGGAACUGAUGGAGGUAAAUCAUGCAGUUUCUUGGAAUUCCAUGAUACUUGGGUAUGUGAGGAAUGGAUUUCCAGAUGAGGCACUGUCUCUGUUCAAAAAGAUGUAUGCUUGUGAUAUGGAAGUGGAUGAGUUUACGUACCCUUCAGUUCUGAAUUCCCUUGCUUGUAUGCAGGAUCCCAAAAAUGGGAAAUGUCUUCAUUGCUUGGUUGUUAAAACUGGAUAUGAGAGCUACAAGCUUGUUAGUAAUGCACUUGUUGAUAUGUAUGCCAAACAGGGAGACCUAGCUUGUGCGAUUAAUGUUUUCAACAGCAUGGUUGAGAAGGAUGUAAUCUCAUGGACAUCACUUGUCACUGGCUGUGCUCACAAUGGCUUUUAUGAAGAAGCUCUGAAAUUAUUCUAUGAGAUGAGAACGGCUGAAAUUAAACCAGACCAAAUUAUCAUUGCUAGUGUUCUAAGUUCUUGCUCAGAGUUGGCACUACAUGAACUUGGGCAGCAAGUUCAUGCGGAUUUUAUUAAAUCUGGCCUUGAGGCAUCAUUAUCAGUUGAUAAUUCUCUUAUGACAAUGUAUGCCAAUUGUGGGUGCCUUGAAGAUGCCAAAAAAGUAUUCAUCUCAAUGCAAAUGCAUAAUGUGAUCAGUUGGACUGCUCUCAUAGUGGCUUAUGCCCAGAAUGGCAAAGGAAAGGAGUCUCUGAGAUUUUUUGACGAGAUGAUUGCGAGUGGAAUAGAACCUGACUUUAUUACAUUUAUAGGCCUGUUGUUUGCCUGCAGCCAUACAGGCCUUGUUGACGAUGGAAAGAAGUACUUCGCUUCAAUGAAGAAAGAUUAUGGGAUAAGACCAAGCCCUGAUCACUAUGCAUGUAUGAUCGAUCUUUUGGGCCGUGCGGGGAAAAUACAGGAGGCUGAGAAGUUAGUUAAUGAAAUGGAUAUUGAACCUGAUGCUACUGUGUGGAAAGCGUUGCUUGCUGCAUGUAGAGUAUAUGGGAACACAGAUCUAGCAGAGAAAGCUUCAACGGCCCUCUUUCAGCUGGAACCACAAGAUGCUGUCCCUUAUGUUAUGUUGUCAAAUAUCUAUUCUGCUGCUGGAAAAUGGGAAAAUGCAGCAAAACUUAGAAGAAAAAUGAAUUUGAAGGGUUUAAACAAAGAGCCUGGUUAUAGUUGGAUUGAGAUGAAUGGAGUGGUGCACACAUUUAUAUCUGAGGAAAGAAGUCAUUCAAAGAGUGAUGAAAUUUACUCAAAACUUGAGGAUGUUAUUGCAUUGAUAAAGGAAGCUGGAUAUGUGCCAGACACAAUUUUUUCUCUCCAUGAUAUCAAUGAAGAAGGAAGGGAACAAAGUCUUUCUUAUCACAGUGAGAAAUUGGCUAUUGCUUUUGGGCUUCUUUAUGUGCCAAAAGGAGUACCAAUUCGGAUUUUCAAGAACCUUCGUGUAUGUGGUGACUGCCAUAAUGCAAUGAAAUUCGUGUCAAGAGUUUUUGAUCGACAUAUUAUUUUGCGAGAUUCAAAUUGUUUUCAUCAUUUUAAGGAAGGGAUAUGUUCUUGUGGGGAUUAUUGGUAGAAAACACUCCUUUAAAUUUUUGUGGCUCUUGUUUCCUUUGCGCUUGGAAAGAUAA